AUUUUUCAAGACCAGAUAUCGAGUUCAGUGUAGAAUAAAUGUUCGGAGCCUUCGGUUACUGAUGAAAUGACUGCGCAGGAUAAUUAUAUUCGGAUUGUCGUCGUUGCUCGACUCGUUUCACUGUUGUACUACUGCACUGGCACCUAAAUCACGACAUACAUAUUCGACGUCCGAGCGUGUUCUAAAAUCCACAAUUGCGUUUGUGCGURAAUAUCGAUCGUUCAAUUUAAAUCAGCGAAACACUCACGCGUGAUAAUACAAUWAUUCAAAUUGUACUGCCGAUCAUGACGUCUUCCGGCGGAAGCUGCGAGUGCUCGUGGUCCGACUCGUCGUUCCUGUCCGGUUCGUGUGGUAAAACCGGCGGCCUGGCGUUCUUCAUGUCGUUGGUGGACCUGGUAAUCCGGUCGCAGUGUUCAGUGACGGACUCAUGUCGUCGGGCCACCGGGCGCCGGCAGUUCCCGGCCGGUCCUGUGUACCCGGAGGAAUUAGAUUUCGUGGUGGUCGGCGGUGGCGUGGCCGGUUCCGUGGUGGCGUCCCGGCUGAGCGAGGUGGCCGGCUGGACGGUGGGACUGCUGGAGGCUGGUCCUGAGGAGCCAUCGACCACGUCAGUGCCKGCGUUCGCGUCGGCCGCGAUGGGCACCGAGUUAGACUGGCGGUACUUGACCGAGCCACAGGGCAAUGCGUGCCUGGGCGCGGGCGGAAUAUGCGUGUGGCCGAGGGGCAAGAUGUUGGGCGGCACCGGGGCCAUGACGGGUAUGAUGUACUCGAGGGGCCACCGGCGUGUGUACGACGCGUGGCGCGAAUCAGGGGCAGUGGGCUGGGGCUACGAUGAAGUGCUGCCGUACUUCAAGAAGUCAGAGCGCAACAUGGACACCGACAUGGUGGAGCCUGAGUAUCAUGGGUUCGAUGGUCCUGUGACCGUACAGCGGUUUGCUCACCGUCCCGAGAUGGCCGAGUCCAUCGUGCAAGCCGGCGCCGAGUUAGGCUACAGGACCGGUGACCUCAACGGRCACAAUCAAACCGGGUUCUCCAUAGCUCAGGUGAUGGUACAUGAUGGCCUGCGGAUGAGCACUUCACGAGCGUACUUGCGGCCUGCCCACAACAGGCCCAACCUGUUCGUGAAGAUCAACAGCCGUGUUACCGGGUUGGUGUUGAAUAAGCUCAACAACCGCGUGCAGGGCGUCAAGUACGUGGACCAGUAUGGUGAGCACAUGGUGCGCGCCCGGAAGGAAGUGAUCCUGUCGGCGGGCGUGGUCGGUUCCGCGCACUUGCUCCUGGUGUCCGGCAUUGGACCGGCCGAGGAACUGCUUCGGGCUGGUGUCACUGUUUUCCAGGAUCUACCGGUUGGACGGAACCUGCAGCACCAUGUAUCUGUCAGCGUCGCUGCCACGGUGAACGCGUCUGAAGAGGCCCACUACCUGACCAUGGACGCGGUAUCAGAAUUUUUAGCUACUCGUACCGGUCCACUGGCCAGCACRGGCCUCACUCAGACCACAGGAUUUUUGACCACGUCGUACUCGGUCGACGGRGUACCCGAUGCACAGGUGUACUUUGAUGGCCUUGCACCCAACUGUGACAAGAUCCCCGUGGAUCCAGACGGUCCGGCGUACCGAAACUAUGAGGGUUCGAGGGCGUACGUGUGGGCCAGACCGACGUACCUGUUGACAAGGAGCAAGGGCUAUAUCGCGCUGCGGACCGGCAACCCGAUGGACGAACCGAUCAUCCAGCCCAAUUACUUCCAAGACCCGCGGGACGUGCUGGCCAUGGUAGAAAGCAUACGGAUCGUGUUGGCACUGAUGGGCACGCGGGCAUUGAGCAAGUGGGACAUGCAGCCGGACACUACGCCGUAUGAAGGAUGCGCACAGCACGURUACGGCACGGACGCGUACUGGGCCUGCGUGGUGGUCACUGACACCAAGCCUGAGAACCACCAUUCGGGAACUUGCAAGAUGGGACCAAUCGACGACCCGGAUACGGUAGUCGACCCGGAGCUCCGGGUACUCGGUGUGGCCAAUCUGAGGGUGAUGGACGCGUCCGUGUUCCCCACCGGACCCAACUGCAAUCCUAUAGCGCCGGUCAUAAUGGUGGCCGAGAAGGGCUCAGACAUGAUCAAGCAGACGUGGAGAGCAUACGCGCACGAAAACAACGUGCCGCCAUACAUAAAGUCUAGGACGGCAUCAUAAUAUUAUUAUUUUAAUUUCGCAUCACUGAUAUCCCUGACCCGUGUGGCCAUGUAUAUGUAUAUAGGACCAUUUCACUUCGCAUUUUUCGAAUGAUGUKAAGUAUARUAUUGUAAUGUACAUUAAGUAUUUAUAGUAGAUUAUUGYGACAACAACAACUCUGAAAAACAGACAUGUUUUAACUUUUAAUUGUAUAUUUAUUUAURUUAAAAAAUAAAUCCUCAAUAUAAAAUGAGUUCUACCAGAUAUUUCUCUGAGUACUGAGUAGAUACUUAUUAUUAGAAUUUAAUAACGGGUAUAACUUUU
This is a messenger RNA of Diuraphis noxia (Russian wheat aphid), 2486 nucleotides long. RefSeq names its product glucose dehydrogenase [FAD, quinone]-like. Lineage: Eukaryota; Metazoa; Arthropoda; Insecta; Hemiptera; Aphididae. Gene Ontology annotation, molecular function: flavin adenine dinucleotide binding; oxidoreductase activity, acting on CH-OH group of donors. The record is from RefSeq and is a predicted model, not a curated record.